Messenger RNA from Apaloderma vittatum (bar-tailed trogon), 1734 nucleotides. It is a transcript of the gene SH3BP2, whose product is annotated as SH3-domain binding protein 2. Gene Ontology annotation, molecular function: SH3 domain binding. Bases 1 to 1734 code for a protein of 577 amino acids. Lineage: Eukaryota; Metazoa; Chordata; Aves; Trogoniformes; Trogonidae. The transcript has 13 exons. The record is from RefSeq and is a predicted model, not a curated record. Gene Ontology annotation, biological process: signal transduction.
AUGCCUGAGAGGGGUUAUAAGUUAUUAAUGGCGUUGUCAUCACAAAGGAAACAAUCAUUUGGUGAAACUGUCAGCAGAAAAACUAUGUGUCGAUCACGCAUGGUCACCAGAACCAUGGCCUUGCAGGAGGAGCAGGACUGGCCAGUCCCAAUGAAGGCAAUUGGAGCACAAAACCUUUUGACAAUGCCUGGAGGAGUGACCAAAUCAGGGUAUCUUCAUAAAAAAGGAGGCACCCAGCUGCAGAUCUUGAAGUGGCCGUUGAGAUUUGUGAUUAUCCAUGAGGGAUGUAUUUACUAUUUUAAGAGCAGCACAUCUGCAUCUCCACAGGGUGCAUUUUCUUUGAAUGGCUAUAACAGGGUUAUGCGGGCAGCUGAGGAGACAACAUCAAGCAAUGUGUUUCCUUUCAAGUUAGUUCACAUUAGCAAGAAGCACAGGACAUGGUUUUUUUCAGCUUCUUCUGAAGAAGAAAGAAAGAAUUGGAUGCUAUCUUUGAGGAGCGAAAUUGAUCACUACCAUGAGAAGAAAGAAACAAUAAUGGAAUUCAGUGACUCUGGUUCUGAUGCAGACAGUUUCUAUGGCUCAGUAGAACGUCCCAUUGCUAUUAAGUAUUCUCAUCAUUCAGCUGAAAAUGAAGAUUACGAUCAAGAGGAAGAGGAUGAGUCUUACUUGCAGCCAGAUACUUCUGACAUAGCGAGAGAUGAUAUGGUCCUGCCCCCAGCCUACCCACCUCCACCAGUUCCUCAUGUCAGAAAAACUGCCUACUCAGAAUCAAGGGCAAACUCCUUUGCAGGCAAACCUGCUGUGCCAAUACCACCACCGCCUCCAAAAAGAAGCUUACCUGAUAUCAAACUAGAGGAUCACUUAAACAUGAGAGAGCCCCAGUUACAGCUGCGAGCCGAACCUAAUCUAAAGAUUCAAUCCUCAAGCCGGAGACUAAGUGAACAGCCGCCCCCUGUGCCCCCUCUACCUCUUUUCAAAAAGCCUGUGGGUGUCAAAGAAUCCUCCUUACUGCCUCCAGAGCCUCUGCCUCUAGCUCAAGUUCUCACUACUCCAGAAGGAUGUGAGAAGCUAAAAACUUUAAACCUUUCACCGCGAACUCCUCCUCCACUACCAAGCAAUAAACCCAAGCUGUUGCAGCUUACGGAAAAAACAGUAGAGCCCAAAGUGCCAAGAGAACAUGGUAAACCUGGACUUUUUGUGCCACCAGUGCUCCCAAAGCCACCUGUGCCAAGCCACCAGGCCCCUGCAAUCAAGCCUAGACCAGAGAAGUCCUCAUGUCCCCAGUUACAGAGAUCACCACCAGAUGGACAGAGUUUUAGAAGCUUCACGUUUGAAAAACCAGCACUACCCUCCAAGCCAAAUCAAACUGAUGAUGAUUCCGAUGAUGAUUACGAAAAAGUUGGGCUGCCUGCUUCAGUAUAUCUUAAUACCUCUGAAUCCUUCGAAGUUGAAAGGACAUUUAAAGCUAGUAGCCCACGGGGACAACCACAAAAUGGAUUGUACUGUAUUAGGAACUCAUCUACAAAGCCUGGAAAGGUAUUGGUUGUAUGGGAUGAAUCUGCAGAAAAAGUGAGAAACUACAGAAUCUUUGAAAAGGAUUGCAAGUUUUACCUGGAUUCAGACAUCAUGUUUUUGAAUAUGGGAAGUUUGGUUGAAUACUAUAGCACUCAUGUCUUACCUAGUCAUGACAGUCUGAUUCUUCGGUGUCCUUACGGAUAUUCUAAACCAAGGUGA